Molecule: messenger RNA, 683 nt
Organism: Callithrix jacchus (white-tufted-ear marmoset)
Lineage: Eukaryota; Metazoa; Chordata; Mammalia; Primates; Cebidae
Source: RefSeq, a predicted model, not a curated record
UUCACCUCUGCAUUUACCCAGUAACUCUGGCUGUGCCGGGUACCCCUUGGGUAAAACGGGCACCCCAGAAACAUGGCAGACGAAGAUCUCAUCUUCCGCCUGGAAGGUGUUGAUGGUGGCCCCCGAGCUGGCCAUGAUGGUGGUUCUGAUGGGGACAGCGAUGAUGAGGAAGGUUACUUCAUCUGCCCCAUCACCGAUGACCCAAGGUCAAACCAGAAUGUCAAUUCCAAGGUUAAUAAGUACUGCAGCAACCUAAUGAAAAGUGAGCGGUAUGGUUCCAGCGGAUCCCCGGCAAACUCCUUCCACGUCAAGGAAGCCUGGAAGCAUGCGAUCGAGAAGGCCAAGCACAUGCCGGACCCCUGGGCUGAGUUCCACCUCGAAGACAUUGCCACCGAACGUGCUACGCGACACAGGUACAACGCGGUCACCGGGGAAUGGGUGAACGAUGAAGUUCUGAUCAAGAUGGCAUCUCAGCCCUUCGGCCGAGGAGCGAUGAGGGAGUGCUUCCGGACGAAGAAGCUCUCCAACUUCCUGCACGCCCAGCAGUGGAAGGGAGCUUCCAACUACGUGGCAAAACGCUACAUCGAGCCUGUGGACCGGGAUGUGUACUUUGAGGACGUGCGUCUACAGAUGGAGGCCAAGCUCUGGGGGAGGAGUAUAAUCGGCACAAGCCCCCCAAGCAG